Elaeis guineensis (African oil palm) is the source of this 1928-nucleotide messenger RNA. RefSeq names its product 5'-adenylylsulfate reductase 1, chloroplastic. Gene Ontology annotation, molecular function: phosphoadenylyl-sulfate reductase (thioredoxin) activity. The record is from RefSeq and is a predicted model, not a curated record. NCBI's taxonomy places the organism in Eukaryota, Viridiplantae, Streptophyta, Magnoliopsida, Arecales, Arecaceae. Gene Ontology annotation, biological process: L-cysteine biosynthetic process.
CGGAACGCCCUCCGCCUGCCACGGCCAUUAUUUAUUCCUCUCUCUGUUUCCGAAAUCCCCCAAGCUCGAGCGAAAGCCAGGAAUUGAAAAGGCGCGCGCGAGAUCGAAGCUUUCUUCGAGCGUUUCUUGAUUUUUGGAAAGAGAAAAGAAGUUACGAUUCUCGUCUAAUGGCUUCCGCUGCUGCGACUUCCGGUUCAAUCUCUUCGCAUUCGCUCAUCUCCCGCGAUGCCAGAGCUGCCCUGAUUGGAUCCGUGAGGCAUCUGGAGGCGUCAAUCGUGCCGUCGACGCUCAAUUGUCCUUCCCGGAGGCGAUGGGCCGUGAAGCCGCUCCAUGCGGUGGAGCCCACUAGGAGGAACGACUCCGUGGCGCCACUGGCGGCGGCGCCGGCUACGAUGGCGGAGGCGGUGGCGGAGGAGAAGGGGAGGGGGAGGGAGGAGGAGGAAGAGAAGGUGGAUUACGAUCAGCUGGCGAGAGAGCUCGAGAACGCUUCCCCCCUCGAGAUCAUGGAUAAGGCCCUCGAGAAAUUUGGGGACGACAUCGCCAUCGCCUUCAGUGGAGCGGAGGAUGUUGCAUUGAUAGAGUAUGCUCGGUUGACUGGUCGGCCUUUCAGAGUCUUCAGCCUUGACACUGGAAGGCUGAACCCAGAGACAUACAGGUUCUUUGAUGCUGUGGAGAAGCAUUACGGCAUUCACAUUGAAUACAUGUUCCCAGAUGCAGUGGAAGUGCAGGCCCUUGUGAGGAGCAAGGGUUUGUUCUCUUUCUAUGAGGACGGGCACCAGGAGUGCUGCAGAGUGAGGAAAGUAAGACCUUUGAGGAGGGCUCUCAAAGGCCUCAGGGCUUGGAUCACUGGACAGAGGAAGGAUCAAUCCCCUGGCACCAGAGCCCAAAUCCCUGUCGUUCAGGUAGAUCCUUCUUUUGAAGGGAUUGAUGGUGGAAUUGGUAGCUUGAUAAAGUGGAAUCCAGUCGCUAAUGUGGAAGGCAAAGAUAUAUGGGAUUUCAUCAGGACCAUGGAUGUUCCUGUGAACUCCUUGCACUCACAGGGUUAUGUGUCCAUUGGUUGUGAACCCUGCACCAGACCUGUCUUGCCUGGUCAGCACGAGAGAGAAGGAAGGUGGUGGUGGGAGGAUGCAAAGGCCAAGGAGUGCGGACUCCACAAGGGAAACGUCGCACAGGAGGCGGCACAAAAAUUAGGUACUAAUGGAAAUGGAGCUGCGGCUGUCAACUCCGUACAUGGCAUACCAGACAUCUUCGAGACCCAAGCCAUUGUUAACCUAAGCAGGCCAGGAAUAGAUAACUUGCUCAGGCUAGAGAACCGGAGGGAGCCCUGGCUGGUUGUUCUCUAUGCUCCUUGGUGCCGCUUUUGCCAGGGAAUGGAAGCUUCGUAUGUAGAGUUGGCUGAGAAGCUCUCUGGUACAGGCAUCAAGGUAGGGAAGUUCCGGGCUGAUGGAGACCAGAAAACAUUUGCUCAACAACAACUGCAAUUGGGAAGCUUCCCCACAAUUCUGUUCUUUCCCAAGCACGCAUCAAGGCCCAUCAAGUAUCCUUCAGAGCGACGAGACGUUGAUUCGCUCCUUGCAUUUAUCAAUGCUCUUCGAUGAUGGGGUGUUUUCUAGCAUAAUUCUUCUUGGUGGUUGAUGGAUUUAAUGGGAUUCCGUAUCAUAUGUUUUGAGAGAAUUUGUGGACUCCACAUGUUAGCUUCUCGGGGAGCCUCACUUCCCGCCAGUUGUUUCUGGAGGUGAUUUAGAGGAAGGAAUUCCUAAAUUGGUGUAUUUUUCGUUAAGUACUUAGUAGGAUGGAAGGAGUAUUCCUUUUUGUUUUUUCUAAAUUGACACUCCUUUUUGUUUUUUUCCUCUUCUUUCUUUGUGGUAAAGAUGUUUACAUUUUAUGUCCCUUUUAAAGCAUCUGAAAGGAGUAUUCCUUUUUGUUUU